AUGGUUCCAUCACACGUCGGCCGGAAUUUCUUCCCACCCGCGCCCCCUAUUCUGAUCCCAAAUCUCCAGUCCCCAGCAAGCACAUUUACCAACGAAGAUUCAUCCUUGUAUCUCCCCUCGCUGAAAAAUUUCCCCGCUCCGAAUUCCAAACUGCCCCUCGUCAUUUACUAUCACAAGGGAGGAUUCAUCCUAAGCAGCGGUGAAACAAUCAUGUUCCACGCCUUCUAUUACCUUCUCAAAUCACCGAUAAAAUCCCGUUGUUGGUUGUCUCUAUCGAUAACCACCACCGACGAGUGGCUGACCAAUAACGCUGAUUUCUGCAAUUAUUUUAUGAUGGGAUCCAACACCGACAGAAAUAUCAUGUACCAAAGUUUGUAA
Molecule: messenger RNA, 378 nt
Organism: Erythranthe guttata (spotted monkey flower)
Lineage: Eukaryota; Viridiplantae; Streptophyta; Magnoliopsida; Lamiales; Phrymaceae
Source: RefSeq, a predicted model, not a curated record